AUGGUGAACGACGUAGGGAAGAAGAUGUCGUUUGCAAGGGUCGCCGCAGCGUCGACGCCCAAGGGCUCCAAGCCUCCUGCUACCACCAGAGCGCUCGAUUCGGCACCGCCUGUCAAGGAUAAAAGAGACACUGCCGUCUCUAUGGCCGCGCCUGCCAUUGUUUCUACCGUCGCCGAAAACCUCGCCGUAUCAUCGCCCAAUAUGCACCAAACGGCCGGCAAUGAGAACCCCGCCGACUCCAAGAUCGUCAGCGGACUGAAAGACCUCAAAUUGGAAGCAAAGUCGCCGCUCAAUCUCGUUGUCGACGGGUCUCUAGCGGGUAUGCCCGAAAGGCUGAGCAAAGUUAACAACAGCCAGACCCCGUCAGACGACACGUCUCAGCGAGCCGACUCUAGCUCGGAGCUAGGGACUAAGCCCCCCAGUUUAGACGGCAAGAGUAUCACCUCCGGCACGACAUUCGCGCUGGACGAGAAGGAAUCACUGCGGCCCGACGACAGUGCAAGUGUCAAGGCCGCUGCGGAGGACGACGAUGCGUUUUCGAUUCGCGGGUCCUAUAUGGCUAGUUCCCGCAUGGGCUCGGACGUUGCGGCUCGCAUCCAACGUAUCCAAAUCGGGGAUAUGCCGCCGCGGGGUCUUCCUGCCCAUCACAUCUUGGCUGGAACCAAGAACCAGGGUGUCAGCACACCACAAAGCGGCAAUUCGGACAAGCAGGUCGUACCGGAUCCGAAGGUGUCCCUGGUCGGUGGCACUGCGACUCCUGAUGCUCUGGCACCAAACGCUUUCUAUAGCCAGAACCCCGACGAUAAACUUCUCGAGGCAAUGCAGUCACCCAAGGACCGCAUAUUCUUGCUGAGACUCGAGCAGCAAGUCAUCGAAUUUGUUCAGGACUCGAAGAUCCCCCCCUCGUUGUCGAGUAUCGCCACGGUGAGCACGCCCGCCAGCGGUUCACCCGCCCCGGUCGUCUUACCACGGAAGAUCAUGCGCCGUGGCGAGGACGGAGAGUUGGCUAAUCGUGGGACUAUAGACGGCGAAGAUAGCACCGGCGUAUCCCGGGCUAGCUCAGUGUCGGCAAAAGAUAAGCCCAACAACGGCAAGAGGAAGACGAAGCGUCGAGACGACUCGGAGAGCUUUGAGUCGCGGUCUCAAUAUGUUGCCUGGUGUGGUCCUCAACAUCCCACUUGGGGUCCCUCUGCGCCCCAAUAUUUCCCGGUGAACGCAGCCCCGUUCAACGGGCAAUUCCAGCAGCCAUAUCCCAGCGCACCGCAGCCCAUAUACCCGCCAGGCCAGUCAUUCGCGCCGCAGAUGGUGCCCAACAACGGGUUUAACCCUCAAUACGCCGGAAUGCAAACAUACCCGACGCCACCUAUGCCUCCGGCCGUCCCACAAAAUGUCGGGCAAGCUGUACCCCAGGCCGUACCCCAGGCUGUGCCGCCGCCGCCGCCACCGCAGCAGCAGCAACAGCAGCAGCAACAGCAACAACAGGGUUACCGCGCCCCUAAUCCCAUCGGUGGCCCGUACGGCAGUCCUGUGCCAAGCAUCUCACAGCCAGCGUGGCCCCAGCAAGGCUAUACUCAGAACGUAUACCCCCCUCGGUCUAGCCCCGUGCCCCCGCCAGGGGUUCCUUAUGCUUACGGGCAGCUCCCGGCGCACGUCAACCCGAGCGAUCCCAAGAGUCAACAUCCCAUCCCGGGCAGUUAUAACCGGCAAGCCUUCAAUCCGAAAACGCAGUCGUUCGUUCCGAGUAACGGACUUCCUCUGCAACCGCCGCCGCCGCCGCAUGUGUCUGGUCCUUAUGGAGGAUCGAGCCCCCGGCAUGGUAGCCCGCAGUUCCACUCGCCGCACAUGAGCUACGCCGGCUACCAGCAGCCACUGCCACAGCCGGGGUUUGGCCCCCCUCCGCCCGGGCCAUAUGGUAUGACGAGGCAGGGUUCCAACAACUCGAUGCCACCGUACCACGGUGUGCAGCAGCCUCCCCAUAUGCAACCGCCGCUGCCCCACGGCCCACCACAUAUGCCUCCGAACGGACCCAUGCACAUGCCUAACAAGCCGGCAGGGCCACCUCCGGGGCCGGGUCAGACGUUCAGUCAUCUCCCCACCUACGGCAACCCCGCCACAUUGCCGCAGAAGCCUUCCACUUAA
Chaetomium globosum CBS 148.51 is the source of this 2139-nucleotide messenger RNA. RefSeq lists its product as uncharacterized. NCBI's taxonomy places the organism in Eukaryota, Fungi, Ascomycota, Sordariomycetes, Sordariales, Chaetomiaceae. The record is from RefSeq and is a predicted model, not a curated record. The transcript has 5 exons. Gene Ontology annotation, molecular function: nucleic acid binding. The coding region runs from base 1 to 2139 and encodes 712 amino acids.